Messenger RNA from Solanum stenotomum, 1501 nucleotides. Its product is annotated as scarecrow-like protein 14. Gene Ontology annotation, cellular component: nucleus. Gene Ontology annotation, molecular function: DNA-binding transcription factor activity; sequence-specific DNA binding. NCBI's taxonomy places the organism in Eukaryota, Viridiplantae, Streptophyta, Magnoliopsida, Solanales, Solanaceae. The transcript is spliced from 2 exons. The coding region runs from base 1 to 1431 and encodes 476 amino acids. The record is from RefSeq and is a predicted model, not a curated record. Gene Ontology annotation, biological process: regulation of DNA-templated transcription.
AUGGAUCCUCCAUCCAACAAGACGCCUGAUUCUGCAAACACCUCAAAACUCGAGGAUCAGAUCGUCUUAUCUAGCUUCAAUCAACCUCUAAAUCCACCACAUUGUGAUAAAGACGAACGGAGCGACAAGCAAUCAGCAAAGUAUGCAGAGGAGGUUGAGUCAACAGAAAUAUUUGAUAUGGUUCUUUUGUGUACAUGUGCUAAGGCCAAGAAAGUCUCUUGUGAUAUCAGUUCUGAAACUUCAUCUGAAGUAGAAAAAAGACCUAAAAAUGCAGCUUUGGAUUUAAGGACUCUGUUAAUUAGCUGUGCACAAUCUGUAGCUUCUGGUGAUAAAGAAUCAGCAAGUGAAAAGCUGAUGCAGAUAAGGCAAGAAAUUUCAUCAACCGGCGACGCAUAUCAGAGGCUGGCUAGUGUAUUUGUUGAUGGCCUAAAGGCUCGGUUGUCCAGGGGCGGAGCUACAUUCUUGCCAUAUGCUGCCCUUACACCAAAGAGGAUGACAGAUACUGCUGACAAUCUAAAAGCAUACCACGUUCACCUUUCGUCGUGCCCUUUCAUCAAAGUAUCAAUCUCCUUCGCAAAUAAAAUGAUCUUCCACACAGCACGCAACGCUACAACACUACAUAUCAUAGAUUUUGGUAUCCUUUAUGGAUUCCAAUGGCCAAUACUCAUCCAGCAUCUCUCAGUUAUGCCUGGUGGACCUCCAAAGCUUCGCAUUACUGGAAUAGACCUUCCUCAACCCGGCUUCAGGCCAGCAGAACACUUAGAAGAGACAGGUCGUCUCUUGGCAAGAUACUGUGAACGUUUUAACGUUCCAUUCGAGUAUAAUCCCAUAGUGAUACAAAAUUGGGAGAGAAUUGAAAUCAAGGACUUGAAACUUGAAAGUGGUGAAUUUGUUGCUGUGAACUGUCUUUUUCGUUCUGAGAAUUUAUCGGAUGAGACAUUGGAUGUAGAGUGUCCAAGGGACGCAGUCCUGAGCUUAAUUCAAAAGAUGAAUCCGGAUAUCUUCGUGCAAGGUGUUACUAACGGAUCUUACAAUUCCCCCUUCUUCGUCACUCGCUUCCAAGAAGCCCUCUUGCACUACUCAGCUCUAUUCGAUAUGUUUGAUGCUACAUUAACCCGAGAUGAUCAACAAAGACUGCAUUUUGAACAAGAACUUUAUAGGCGUGAGGCGAUGAAUGUCAUAGCCUGUGAGGGUGCUGAGAGGGUAGAGAGGCCUGAGACGUACGAGCAAUGGCAAGUCCGCAACGUGAGGGCUGGAUUCAAGAUUCUUCCAUUGAACCAACAAGUCAUGAAAACAUUGAAGGACAAUGUAGAGGCAGGGUACCACAGAGAUUUUGUGUUGUAUGAGGAUGGUAAUUGGAUGGUGCAGGGAUGGAAAGAUAGGAUCAUUUGUGCUAGCUCUUGCUGGAUUCCUCUACAUAGGAGUUGCUGAACAUGUAAUUCUCUCUAAAUAUUAAUGGUUUUGAUGAUUGACUUGUGAAUCAGGUUUCUGGUGAAGUGAA